This is a messenger RNA of Notodromas monacha, 588 nucleotides long. The record is from the annotation of a GenBank genome assembly. NCBI's taxonomy places the organism in Eukaryota, Metazoa, Arthropoda, Ostracoda, Podocopida, Cyprididae.
UUGGUGUUGGAGAAAUUGUUCCCGGGGCAGUACUACGAAGUUCGCGUGUCGGCGUCAGCCAGAAGCAUGUACGACACUAAGCGGAUCCUCGAGAGUCCGUAUUCCGGGACUCGACGCGUUUACUACAGCAGCUGCACAGCUCUUUUGCUUCUACUGCACCCACCGCACCGCCCAAAAAAGGGAUGCGGUUGCCGAAAAUCGACCGGAUCGAAAGGCGAGCAGACGAACGGCAAAGUGUCGCUGUCGGGGACAAAAAGCAACCCGUCGAGCGGCAAACACGACACCUCAGAAAUCACUGCUCUCAAGCACGAGCCCGACUUAACGGCGUCCACAAUGACGCCGCAAAAGCGGUCAAACGGCUCCUCUCAUUCAGCCGCCACCGCCGCCGCCGCCGCCGCUGAGAACGGUCGGGAAGAUUUCCUAGCCGGGGCACAGUUCUCGGCGAACCCGAUGGUCGACACUGGGUACUUGCGAGACGGGGGACUAGUCGGGGUAUCCACUUGGGACCCCGUGACUGCGUCAGUCAGGGAUACCUGGUUGCCACCCGGUCCCAAGGGCCACUUCCCAGCUGACUCACGCUUUCUAUAA